AUGCCAAAAGAGUGGAGAUUCGUCGUCAGUAAUCGGCCAAGCGCCCUCAAGGCCAACGCCGCGAGCAUUCGGGGCCAUGUCGCUUGCCAGGGUUGGAAAGCCCACAAGAAAUCUCGAGGCCAGAAACGCCGUCGGGGCCUGUCAGCGCUCAAAAAGACAACUUAUGAAUACGUAGCCGUGGACUGGCCAUCUUGUUGGGUUCCUCCCCUCGAGUACCAGCUCGGAGGUGGCCGAGUUGAUCCAUUCAGGGCUUACCCGGGAUCCCAGCAUCCUGCUAUUCCCGCCUUGCUAGAUCACUACCUUGUCCACAUGGCUGUUGACAUCCCCGAGCUAGACCAACCAGGCAAUGCCGGCCUUCUCCGCUCAAGCUGGUUCCCCCUCGUCAUAUCUGACGAAUGCCCAUUCAAAGUAAUCCUCCUUCUGGCAGCAUCCAAUGCCGUCGCAAUCAAUUACAAGCCAUAUGCCUCUUGCGAUCUCGUUCAGCUCCAUACCAACGCAAUCAAGGCCAUUAACAACGCUUUCGACAGCAGCGAGAAGCGCGUUUGCGACGCUCUAAUUGGCGCUGUCGCCAAGAUGGCGAGCUUCGAGGCGAUGCAUGGAGACAUCACGUCGUACCGCAUUCAUAUGGAAGGAUUGUGCAAAAUGAUCGGCCUUAGAGGUGGGCUGAAUCAACUAGGCCUCGAUGGCUUACUGCGACGGAUUGUUGUGUGGAUUGACAUCAACUCUUCGUUUCUGCUUCAAACUCCUAGGUACUUCCCCCAAGACGGCUUUGCAGUUGGAGAGGUCUGGGGGGAGCCGAAUCCAGAGCGAUUUAUCGCGCCGUAA
Molecule: messenger RNA, 825 nt
Organism: Fusarium keratoplasticum
Lineage: Eukaryota; Fungi; Ascomycota; Sordariomycetes; Hypocreales; Nectriaceae
Exons: 2
Coding region: 1-825 (274 amino acids)
Source: RefSeq, a predicted model, not a curated record